AUGCCUCUCCGAAUUCCACAAGGGAAUAUGAGGACUUCUCCACUCUGUCUUUCUGAGAUACUAGCAGCACAAGACAACAGGACCGACCAGGCUACCGGCACGAUGCCCGUCGAAGCCAUCUACAUGGUGAUGGAGGUGAUCAUCGCAGUGACUUCGGUGAUCGGAAACGUGAUGGUUAUCUGGGCGGUGCGGAUCAACCGUUCGAUGCGAGACACCACCUUCUGUUUCAUUGUGUCUCUGGCUCUGGCGGACAUUGCGGUGGGGGCUCUGGUCAUCCCGCUGGCCAUCACCAUCAACAUCGGUUUCGAGAUGCACUUCUACAGCUGCCUGCUGGUCACGUGCAUCGUGCUGGUGCUCACGCAGAGUUCCAUCCUCGCGUUGCUGGCCAUCGCUAUCGACCGUUACCUGAGGGUGAAAAUACCCAUGAGCUACAAACAUGUGGUGACACGGCGGCGUGCAGGCACGGCGGCGGUGGUGUGUUGGAUGGUUGCCAUAGUGGUUGGCCUGACGCCCAUGCUGGGCUGGAACAACCGGCAGUGUCUCCAUGACAACGUCUCCCAGGUGAUGUGUAAGUUUGAGAAAGUCAUCAGCAUGGACUACAUGGUCUACUUCAACUUCUUCGGCUGGGUGCUUCCGCCCCUCGUCCUCAUGCUGCUAAUCUAUGCUGAGAUAUUCUACAAGAUACACCACCAGCUCAACAAGAAGGUGACGGAGAGCCACAUAGACCGCAGCCAUUACUACAGUAAGGAGCUGAAACUAGCCAAGUCAUUGGCUCUGGUCCUCUUCCUGUUUGCCAUCAGCUGGCUUCCUCUAAACAUCCUCAACUGCAUCACGCUGUUUAGCCCAAACGGUGACAAGCCCACGCUUCUCAUCUACAUCGCCAUCCUGCUCACACACGGCAACUCCGCUGUGAACCCCAUUGUCUACGCAUUCCAGAUCAAGAAGUUCCAGAAUGCGUUCCGGAAGAUCUGGAAGCAAUAUGUGCUGUGUAGGGACCCGGUAGGCAAGCUGCCGCAGAGAGGGAGUCAGAGGUGCCAGAGCAGAUUGGAGAGGAUGUUGAGGGCGAAAGAUGAUAACAAUUAUGUCUGAUCUGGUGAUGAAGGUCAUAGGGGGGCACGGGUCUGUCGCAUCCCGCAAUGUGUAUGUUGUUUGGUGUGGUGUUCUUUUAUGCUUUUUAAAUUUGUACACUUUGUUUGUUAACCAUCUGUCAAUGAUGGCUUUUCAGUGGUGGGGUGUUGGACUGAUCGUGUUGAUCAUGAACAUACUCGCUACUAAAUUGACUGUUAUGGAAACGCUGCCGGCAGCGGAAUCCAAUACAGCAGAGAGUUUCUACUACAAUACAACUCAAACACGAACGUAAUGGAUAUCCCAAGGGCCAAUCUAAUCCCUGAUUGUCUGCGAGUGGAUUACAAACCCACAUGUAAAUGUGGAAAACGCAGGGGAAUCAGACAGAGAAGUAUGACAGGAUAGUAGACAGUAUAAAUAAAUAAAAAACAUCCCUUACCUAACACCUUGCUGAUCAACGCCCAGUCACUGAGGGGGAAAGCGGAUGAGCUGUCAGCGAAUCUGCGCCUCCAACAUGAAUACUGGGAGGCCUGUUUGCUGGCGUUUACUGAGACUUGGCUGGAUGGGUCCCAGACAGGGAAGUGGAGCCAGCUGGCUUCACACUGGCCAGAUCGUGAUCUGACCGUCACAGGGACUAGUGGUGUAACUGGAUCCUGGUAAGAGAGAGACUCUGUACCCCCGAUAUUGAACUGCUUUCUGUGUCACUGCGACCCUACUAUCUGCCCCGUGAGUUCCCCCAAUUGUUUGUUACCGUUGUGUACAUUCAACCGAAAGAUAAUAUAGCAAAGGCAUCAGAGAUUAUUUAUAAUCUGUCACAGAAACUGGGUUCCAUCUCCCCCGACGCACCCACAUUUAUUUUAAUGGAUUUUAACAACAGCACUUUGCACAAGGUCCUGCACACGUACCACCAGUAUGUGAAAUGUCACACUAGGAAAAACAAGACUCUUGACCUGUGCUAUGGAACCAUACCAAAUGCUUUCUCUGCCACCAACAGACCUCCCCUGGGGACAUCUGAUCUCAAUGUUGUCUACCUCCGGCCAACCUACUGUUAGCUCUUGGAGAGGGAGAAACCUACAGUUAAAACUGUCCAGAUCUGGAACGACAACAGUAUCACUCCUCUCCAAGGGUGAUUUGACUGUACUAUGUGGGAGGUAUUUGAAGACAGCAGCUCUGAUCUUAACAAACUCACAGAUGUUGUUUCAGACAUUGUCAACUUCUGUGUUGAGUCAGUUGUGCCUAUAAAAACAAGUAAAAUAUUCCCUAACAAUAAGCCUUGGGUAUCAAAACAUCUAAACUCACUACUUGAUAGGAAGAAGGCAGAUCAUGCUGAGGGUGAUAGACAGGCUUUAAGAGAUGUACAAUGUGAGAUAAAAAGACAGAUACUGGUGGACAAGGAGGCAUACAAGCAAAGGGUGGAGAGGACCCUCUCCUCAGGAAACUCAAGGGUGGCCUGGCAAAAGAUUAAAUACAUGGCUCGUGCCACCCACAUAGGCAGGGGAAAAACCAAUGCUGACCUUGGGAGACAUGAGGGCCAGAACAAGGCUAAUGAACUGAAUGUUUUCUUCUCAAGAUUUGAAUCAGACGACUUAGGAAGCAAACAAACAAAUGGAAGCAUCAUUACAAGUGUUUGAGAGGGUUGUUGUUAAACAGGCUGAUGUUUUGAAGUUGUUCAGUGGAUGUAAUGCACAAAAAAGCCCAGGCCUGGACAAAAUAAGUGGACAUUGAAGCACUGUGAUGAACAAAUAGUUGGGGUUUUUACAGACAUUUUCCAAUCCUCGCUCGACCGGCAACUGUGGUGGAAUAUUGACUCAGAAAUAUAACACAUUUUCUAGAACUUGUGAAUUCAAAUGAGACUUUAAUACAAGGUAGCAAAGCCGAGCCCUUCCACGUAAAGACUAUUUUACAAACGUAACAGAGCCGAGCCCCUCCAUGGAAAAUACUAAAUUCUCAUAUUACAGAGUCCUGCCUUUAUAGGAUUCUGUCUUUGCGUAACGUAUAAAGUCCCCUCCCUCUAUAUGAAAAUAGCUUCCUUUGACCUUUCUUUAUCAUCAUUUUUCCAUCUCAGUUCUUGCUUGUUAACACCCACAUCUGACAGCUGUAUAGGUUAUAAUGGUAGCAGGGCCCUGGUCCUAUACUGGUCCUAUAUGUUCCAUUCCUUAUAUGGCCAUUCUGUCUUAGCUCUCCAACAUGAACAGCUUAGAUGCUGCUAAUAAUGGAAAUGUAAUCGAUAGUCAUGGGUUUUGCUCCAACACAACACAUGCCAGUAUUGUGGAAAAACUCAAUAAUUAUACCCAUUCCUAAAGCAUCUUAGCCCUCUUUGCUGCAUGACCCUGUUGCCUUGACAUCCUUAGGAAGGAAAUGUUUUGAGAAAAUUGUGAAAGGUCAUAUUCUCAGCACCACCCGUUUCAGUUUGCCAAUCAGCCCAGCAGAGGAGUUGAUGAUGCCAUUCUCACUCUCCUCAACAUGAUCUAGAGACAUCAAGAGGGCGCCAAAUCCCAUGUCAGUGUUCUGUUUGUUGACUUUUCUUCUGCCUUCAACACAAUCCAGCCUUAUAUUCGGGCACAGAGACUCAUAAGUGACUUCUCCUGAGAUGGGGGGCUGGUUUUGUGGCUGUUGGACUUCCUGAGCCAGAUGUCACAGCGGGUCAAGUUGGGUGUCGGACAUAUGCACCACCAACACAGGCUCCCCACAGGGAUGUGUUUUGUCCCCACUCCUGUACAUUUUGUACACCAAUAGUUGUACUAGUUCCCAUCCUGACAGACACCUAGUUAAGUUCGCUGAUGACACUGCCUUGAUCAGCCUGUUGCAUGAUGAUGAGGAACAACAUGGCCCUGUCCUAAAUGACUGUGUGGAGUGGUGUGAUGAAUCACACUUGGUCCUCAACACCAACAAGACCAAAGAGAUGUGCAUAGACUUCAAGAAGUGUACAACACCUACCUCUGCAUCAUCUGUCAGAGGUCAGAACAUAGAGAUAGAGGAAUACAAAUACCUGGGUGUCCUCUUGGACAAUAAGCUUCAGUGGAGUAAAUGUACAGACCUGAUCUACUAAAAGAGUCAACAGAGACUGUACUUUCUAAAAAAGCCGGGAUCUUUUAAUGUUGAGAGUAUUUCAACUUUUUGUAUUGUUUGUUGGUUUGGCAAUUGCCCGUGUCAGCCAGAGAAAGAUCCCGAGAAGGAUUAUCACCACAGCAAGCAAGGUACUUAGAGUCAAACAGACAGGCCCUCAGCAAGGCUCAUAAAAUUAUUUUUAGACCCAAGCCACCCACUGUACCCGGACUUUGAACUACUCCCCUCUGGGUGCAGGUCUAGGGCACCCCCUGGCAUGAAAACCAAACUAGACAAUAAUUUGUGCCAGGUGUGAUAUCCCUCCUAAACAGUUCAGGCUGAUGUUCCUAUCGACCCAGUAAGGCCAGCAGGCUAGUCUUUUUUUAUUUGGAUGUAACUGUUAUGAAUAUUGUGCUGUCAAUUAGUGGUAUUGUCAUGUAUAUGUUUAAACACCACGUUAAACAUGUACAUGAUACUGCAGCAACAUUUCCCCACGGGGACAAUAAAGUAAGUAAGUAAGUAA
Oncorhynchus nerka (sockeye salmon) is the source of this 4633-nucleotide messenger RNA. RefSeq names its product adenosine receptor A1-like. Gene Ontology annotation, biological process: G protein-coupled adenosine receptor signaling pathway. Lineage: Eukaryota; Metazoa; Chordata; Actinopteri; Salmoniformes; Salmonidae. The record is from RefSeq and is a predicted model, not a curated record. Gene Ontology annotation, molecular function: G protein-coupled adenosine receptor activity. The transcript has 3 exons. Bases 1 to 1089 code for a protein of 362 amino acids. Gene Ontology annotation, cellular component: synapse; plasma membrane; dendrite.